Messenger RNA from Nicotiana attenuata, 1380 nucleotides. RefSeq lists its product as uncharacterized. The record is from RefSeq and is a predicted model, not a curated record. Gene Ontology annotation, molecular function: nucleic acid binding; RNA-DNA hybrid ribonuclease activity. NCBI's taxonomy places the organism in Eukaryota, Viridiplantae, Streptophyta, Magnoliopsida, Solanales, Solanaceae. The transcript has 4 exons. The coding region runs from base 1 to 1380 and encodes 459 amino acids.
AUGUCAUUUGUGGGAUUUGGAAUUCCUAAGUGGUCUAAUCCUUUAAACCACUUGGCAUAUGCUGAUGAUACUAUAAUCUUUGCUUAUGCUCAUCCUCCAUCCUUGAGCAAGAUUAUGGCAGUGUUGGGGAACUAUGAGAAGAUAUCAGGCCAGAUGAUCAACAAAGAUAAGAGUUCAUACUACAUGUAUUCAAAGAUUCCUAAUGGACUGUGUCAGGCGAUUGGAGCUAUUACAGGAUUUGCAAGAAGUAAAUUCCCGUUCACAUAUCUAGGGUGUCUUAUUUUCUACACUAGAAGGAGGAGGGAAUAUUAUGAGGAUCUUAUCAACAAAGUAAAGGCUAAAUUGCAUUCAUGGAAAGGAAAGUUGCUGUCAUUUGGAGGAAAGGCAACACUCAUUACUAGUGUGUUGCAAAGUAUGUUGGUCCACAUGUUAUCAGUCCUGCAUCCACCAAAAAAUGUCCUGGAGCAUCUUCAUAAGAUUUUUGCUAGGUUCUUUUGGAGCACAAAGGAAGAAGGGAGAAGCAGACAUUGGGCCUCAUGGCAAAAUCUUUGCCUUCAUAAAGAGGAAGGGGGCCUAGAAUUAUUGCAAGGUGAAACAUGGGAUGAUCAGCUGCUAGAUCAAACCUUCAAUGAGGAAAUUGCAGAACAUAUAAGGCUAAAUGUGCAUUAUAAAGGCAAUGAGGGAUACUGGGAUAGUCCAUACUGGAUGCCAACUCCUUCAGGCAAGUUCAGUGUUAGCAGUGCUUGGCAAAUAUUAAGGCAUAGAGCUGAUCCUAAUCAUGAAUUCAAGUUAAUGUGGAUUAAGGGCUUACCAUUCAAGAUAUCCUUCUUCUUGUGGAGAUUGUGGAGGAAGAAAAUGUCCACUGAUGACAUGUGGAGGAGGCAAGGGCAAAUGGUUAUAAGGCAUUGGUGGUAUGCUCAAUGUUGUCCAAAGCUAAAGCCAUUGUUUCAAGCAGUACCAGCUAUCAUCACUUGGGAACUUUGGAAAAGAAGAAAUGCAGGUAAACAUGGGGGUUCAGUGUCCACAAAUAAGGGCAGUAGACCUGGGGUGACAACAAAUGUGGUAGCUGAAGCUAAGGCUAUUCUUCAAGGAUUGGAAUACUGUGUGGAGCAUGAUCUUCACCCUCUCAUAUUGGAGACUGAUUCAUUAGUGAUGAAGAAAGUGACAGAAGGGGAAUGUGAUCCUCCUUGGGUAAUUGCAAAUGAUGUGAAGAAAAUUAUAGAGAUAGAGGGCAACUUCAAUGUGGUCUUUCAAGAUGUGUUCAGAGAAGGCAACUUAGUGGCGGAUUUUAUAGCUAACAUUGUUUUUUCUUUUGUAGGUACAUCUGAGUUUCACUCAUUAUCUGAACUGCCAAGUACAGGGAGGAGGUUGAUUAAUUAA